Phytophthora sojae is the source of this 1377-nucleotide messenger RNA. RefSeq lists its product as hypothetical. The record is from RefSeq and is a predicted model, not a curated record. Lineage: Eukaryota; Oomycota; Peronosporomycetes; Peronosporales; Peronosporaceae. Bases 1 to 1377 code for a protein of 458 amino acids. The transcript has a single exon.
AUGUCCGACUCGCACGCGCACUCGCUACUGCAGCUGCAGCGCCACCCCAAGUGCUCGGCGCUCUACGCCACUCGCCUCCGCCGCAACUCGCAGCAGCCGGUCGAGCCGCUGGCUCCGAGCGUCGCCUACUUGGCCAACGUGACGGUCGAGGUGACUACCAAGACGCUGGGCCGAGACGCCACCACCGUCGCACUGACAGUUCACGACCACAAGUCCAGUUCAACCUGGCGCCACCUCCGCUCCUACGCCGAAUGCCGCGCCUUUCAGGCCCGAGUCCUGCAGGUGCUGAGCCGAGGCCACCUCUGCUUCGCUGAGUGCCCGUGGCUCUUCGCCUACGUGCAGCGAUCGCUGCCGGCCCAGCGUCGGGGCCACCACUUGUUCCGCGUGGCCGGUCAUUGCCCCAAACCCGGCGUGGCCGAGAACCAGCGCCAAGCUCUCACCAGACUCUUCGCAACGCUGCAGCGUGUGCUGCUUAACCCGCUGAACCAGAAAUGCUCGGUGCUCAUGAAACAAGUGGCACCGGAAGUAAUCACAUUCAUCACGAACCGAAGUGAAGAGGUCGGUACGGAGUCCCUAAACUCGCCGACAAACGACCGGCCACUGGCGAAAACGUUCUCCGAGUCGUUCAUGUUCGAGAUCAACGAGGAUGGCGAGGUGCUGGCCGUUGACGCUGACGCUGACGCUACGUACGGACAGGUCAGCACCAUCACCACGGCAAGUCUGGACGAUUUGGAGCGAGAGUCGGCCGCAGAAGAAGAAGUGGACGCCACUGCGACAAUGGAGAAAGUUGUCGCCGGCCAACGCGUGUGCUGCGCCAUGUGCGCGCUGCAUCGAAGUCGGUCGGACGAGCAGGUGUUCGCGGGCUGGCGGGCCGAGACUAUGAGCAGUCGGUUUAUGAGACUGCGGGUUGGCGCCGGCGCCGAGCGCGUUUCCAUUGUGGCCAAGCGGCAACAGCCAGCGCAACCAGUGGAGCCGCAGGUGAAGGGCGUGUGGGAAUCCCCCGCUUUGUCGCAACGGGUGACGUCACCACUAGAAUCGUUGGCAGUUCUAGGUGGUCGUGCGUUGGACGUCGUCGUCGUGGAACAUGACGGAACCCCGAAGGACCCCUUUCCGAGCUCCCCGGGCACGCCAGGCACCCCGCCCAGAGAUUCGCCCGUGUCUUCUAGAACCUCGUCGGUGUGUCAGAUCGACUUGACCAUGCUUGACACGUGGAACUUGUCAGGGCCGGCGCCGGCACCGUCACCGAAGACACCGAAGACCGCGUCACCGUCCAACCUCGAGAACAUUCGUCGGAUGCCACGUCGGUCGCUCGUCGUGCUCAACUCGCUGCGCAGCAAAUUCUCGCUGCGUAAAAACUGCAUGGGCGUCGCUAUUUAA